AGGCAGGCAGUGGCCAAGAUUAUGUGACCUCAGAAAAUCAGCUGCUUUACUACCCUAGUAUUACCUAUGCUAUCAUUGGUAGCUCUGUCAUUUUCGUACUUGUGGUGGCCUUUCUUGCCUUAGUCCUGCAUCACCAACGCAAACGCAACAAUCUCAUGACCCUGCCAGUGCAUCGACUGCAGCACCCUGUCCUGCUGUCCCGGCUGGUGGUCCUUGAUCACCCACACCACUGCAGCGUCACCUACAACGUCAACAAUGGGAUCCAGUACAUGUCCAACCAGGCGUACCACAGGCCAGUGGACCUGGACUCUCCACCAUCCUAUUCAGAGGCUGUGCUUGACCAAAGCAGACCUCCUUGGUUUGACCUUCCUCCACCACCUUACUGUUCUGAGUCUGAAUCCCCUAAUCAGCCAGAUCUUCCUCCUUACCGAUCUCGAACGGGAAGCUUGGUGAGCACAGACAUCCCCAUGGCAGGAAUCCCUCUGGGCACAGUCGGCAGCUGGACAAGAGACAUCCAUGACAGCAUGGAUGGCCACAGGACUCUUCUCGAGAGGACAGCAGAUCAAAGCGAUUCUCUGGUCAACCAUAUUACUGAAAGAGAAGUGUAA
This is a messenger RNA of Balearica regulorum gibbericeps (East African grey crowned-crane), 608 nucleotides long. Lineage: Eukaryota; Metazoa; Chordata; Aves; Gruiformes; Gruidae. The record is from RefSeq and is a predicted model, not a curated record.